UUCAGUAGCCCCCAGGCGCCGCAGCUCUGUGUAGGGAGUCCGGGGCACACCGACCUCUCUCGGGGCCUGUAGGAGACCGGCAGUCACCAGCGUGGAAGCGCGCCGCCCGCCAGGCCGCCCUCGACCCGCCCAGACGCUUCGCCCCGCCCGAAUAUCCCGGCAAGUGGCCGAACCAGCCGGACGAGCCGAACUCGCCGGGGCUCCCGGCAGCAGCAGGUGGCCCCGACUUCCCACAUUCGCGCUGCCGGGUUGCGCUCCGGAGCCCGGUCGGCUGUCCUCGCCGGCGGGAUGGAGGCGGACGGGGACCCGGAGGAGCUCGCCCGUCUGCGCUCCCUCUUCGCUGCCUGCGACGCGAACCGCUCCGGGCGCCUGGAGCGUGAGGAGUUCCGCGCGCUGUGCGCGGAGCUGCGAGUGUUGCCGGCCGAUGCCGAGGCCGUGUUCCAGCGGCUGGACUCCAAUAGCGACGGCGUCAUCACCUUCCAGGAGUUCGCGCGCGGCUUCCGCGGGGCCCGGCGCGGAGGACGGCGCCGGGGCUGGGGGCUACUGGAGCCCGCGCCUGCUACUGCGGAGCCGGGACCCGAACCCGCGGACUGCGGCGAAGACGUGGACAUUCUGGACGACGCCGGGGAUCUGUCCGCCCCUUGGGGACCGACGAACCGGGGCCGGGCUUGGCAGGACUUCCAGGCGCGACUCGGAGACGAGGCCAAGUUCAUCCCCAGAAAAGAGCAAGUUAGCGUCCUGUAUCAAAACAUCAACAUUGUGGAGCCAAGACUAAUUCAGCCAUAUGAACAUGUGAUCAAGAACUUCAUCCAUGAGAUCAAACUUCAAAGCACAGAAAUGGAAAACCUGGCCAUUGCUGUGAAGAGAGCCCAGGACAAGGCAGCCAUGCAGUUGAGUGAGUUGGAAGAGGAAAUGGACCAGAGAAUUCAGGCUGCAGAACACAAGACCCGGAAAGACGAAAAACGCAAAGCAGAGGAAGCCCUCAGUGAUCUCAGACGUCAGUAUGAAACAGAAGUAGGAGACCUUCAGGUUACCAUAAAAAAACUAAAGAAGCUUGAAGAACAAUCAAAACACAUAAGUCAAAAAGAAGACAUAGCAGCAUUAAAAAAACAAAUUUAUGAUUUAUCAAUGGAAAAUCAGAAAGUUAAGAAAGAUCUUUUAGAAGCACAGACAAAUAUAGCCUUUCUUCAGAGUGAACUAGAUACUUUGAAAAGUGAUUAUGCUGACCAGAGUCUAAAUUCUGAGAGGGAUCUGGAAAUAAUCCGAGAAUACACAGAAGAUCGAAAUAGUCUUGAGAGGCAAAUUGAAAUUCUCCAAACAGCUAACCGGAAGCUGCAUGACAGUAAUGAUGGCCUCAGGAGUGCCCUUGAAAACAGUUACAGCAAAUUCAACAGAUGCUUGCGCAUAAAUAAUGUAUCACCAGGGAAUACGAUAUCUAGAAGCAGUCCCAAAUUUAAUGGUCAUUCUCUUCAACCUCUGGGAUAUGACAGGUCAUCCCGCUCUUCGUAUGUGGAUGAGGACUGUGACUCAUUGGCCCUCUGUGAUCCUAUGCAAAGGAUGAAUUAUGAAGUUGACAGCCUGCCUGAGAGCUGCUUUGACAGCGGCUUGUCUACCCUGAAAGAUCCCAAUGAGUACGACUCUGAAGUGGAAUACAAGCACCAGCGGGGAUUUCGGAAUUCACAGAGGGUGCAGGAGAACUGUGCGGGUGACGCUUCAGACAUGGAUGUUCCUGAUAUAAGGGAUGAAGAAACAUAUGGUUCAGAAGGUGUGGCUUCUGUUUUAGACUGGAAGUCCCAAGGGUCUAUUAGUGGAGGCAGCAUAGUCAGUUCUUCAAGAAAACCCAUCUCUGCUCUUUCACCCCAGACAGAUGUGGCAGGUGAUAACUCCAAGUCUGCUAGCUCACAGAAGGCUUACAAGAUUGUGCUUGCUGGGGACGCUGCAGUGGGGAAAUCCAGUUUCCUCAUGAGACUUUGCAAGAAUGAAUUUCGAGGAAACACAAGUGCCACAUUGGGAGUUGAUUUUCAAAUGAAAACUCUCAUUGUAGAUGGAGAGCAAACAGUUCUGCAGCUCUGGGAUACAGCUGGGCAGGAGAGAUUCAGGAGCAUUGCCAAGUCUUACUUCAGGAAAGCAGACGGAGUUUUGCUGCUAUAUGAUGUCACAUGUGAGAAAAGCUUUCUUAAUGUACGAGAAUGGGUAGAUAUGAUUGAGGAUGCAACCCAAGAGGCUAUUCCUAUCAUGUUGGUAGGAAACAAGGCUGAUCUUCGUGACACUGCUGCUUCAGAGGGUCAAAAAUGUGUGCCUGGGUAUUUUGGAGAAAAACUGGCCAUGAACUAUGGGGCGUUAUUUUGUGAAACAAGUGCCAAAGAUGGUUCCAAUAUAGUGGAAGCUGUUCUCCAUCUUGCUCGGGAAGUAAAAAAAAGGACUGAUGAGGAUGACAGCAAAUCUAUCACCAAUCUGGCCGGGACCAAUUCCAAAAAGUCAACACAGAUGAAGAACUGCUGCAAUGGUUAAACUCCGACAUCCUCAACUGAUGUACACUUCAUUUCCAGAGUACUGAAUUUUGUGACCAGUUUGGUUUCUAUUAAGGUGAUUCACCCUACUAGCACUGUCCUACAGAGAGUUAACAGCAUGGGCUAUCUGAACUGUCUCUUGGGUCUCCCUGGAAUCUCGGCUCUUCUUUGCUGUAUCUACAUGAACAAUUUGGGCCCUUUGGUCAUUACAGAGUCUUAAAAGAUAACACUUAAAUGUUUUCAAUUUGGUAUUAAAAAAAAGAUCACAUGCUUAAAUCCAAGCUACAGAAGAAACUCACAUUACUAGAUUGAUGAGGUAGUUGACUUUGUAGUUAACCUAUGACAAUGUUUAUUGAAUAUAUUUGAUGCUAGACAGUAGUAUGAGCAAGUUCUUAUCCUAGCUUCCCUGCUAACUAGCUUUGUGAUCUUGGGCAUGUCACCAGCACCUUAGAUCUGUAUGUGUCCUCUGUAAAAGCAGCAGCUGGCCUCCAAAGCCUUGUAGUACCUCUCAGAUGCUGUAGCACUGUAAGCAGCAGGAAGGCGAACACGAUGACCUACAGUUAAUAAGGGCUCUGGUUGUUUCUACUUUCUAAAUACUGAAAUAUUGAUUUUCUUACUUCUGAAAUGAGAACAGAAUUUAAAAAUGAGAAAAAAUGUUUCCAUUUUAGGCUUCAGUGGAAACAGAGAUAUCUAUUUUUUAUAUAUAAAAAAUGUUUGAAAAAAACUUGUAUAUAGAAAGAACUAUACUUUGUAAUCUUUAGAAGAGUGACAAAGUCCACAGUUUGAAUUCAGUAUGAAAAAUUUUAAUGAAAACAUGUAAAGCCACAUACUACUGAAAGUACAGAGCCCAGAAAAGCUGUCCCUCUUCAUUUAAAAUGUACACCAGCCAGUGGUUACCAGAGACUGAGGAAAGGAGAACUGGGAGUGACUGCUAAUGGGUAUGGGGUUUCUUUCAAGAGUGAAAUCGAAUUAAAAUUGUAGUAAUUGUUGCACAACUUAUUGAAUAUACUAAAACCACUGAAUUUUAUACUGUGAAUGAAUUGAUUUUGUGGUAUUUGAAUUUUAUCUCAUUAAAUUAUAUGAACACUUACAAUGAUUUAAUGUUUUACCAAAUGAAAAUAUUCAUGCUAUUUCAAACCUUCCCAUGGUUUAGGAUAUAAUCUGCAAUAUAAUACAAAUCCCCUAACUCCCUACUUUCAAGCAUUAACUUUCUUAAGUAAUGAAGAAUAAAAGAAGCAGUAUGCGUGGUUUGGGGGGAAAAAAUCUAUAAAAGAGGAAUUGCCAUAGAGAAUGGUGAGCUGAAGUCCUUUGUUUAAUAUAACAUCUGACUCUUCCUCACCAAUGACCUGUUCAGUCUUGCUCUCCUUCCAGAAUCUGUGGGGUCUCCAGGCUUCCCUACUGAAACAUCUCUAAGAGCCAAGGGAAGCAAUAUCAGGCCCAAGUGUGGGCCUGGCUUUUAAUGAUGUGAGCCAAUUAAGUUGCUCCCAGCAAGAGAUUUGAACUUAUCUUAGUGCCUCUAGAUCCAGGCUUCAAGUAUCUUGUUGAAAAACCUAAAUAAUAGCUGUUAUUUAUUGUAUAUUAAAAACAUUUAUUUUUGUUAAGUUAAAAUAAUUAUAUGUAUCAAUCAUUUUCCUGUUUAUGAUUUUUUUUUAUGGUCAAACUUUAAAUUCCUUAAUCUGUGGGGGGGUUUUUGUUUUGUUUUGUUUUUGUUUUUUAAGCUCUUAAAGCUUGCCAAAACAUUUCAAGGCUUUUUGUAUUUUUGCUGGGAAGUUGAAUCCUCAGUAACUCUACCAUGAAUUCAUGUUUUAACACUUUAUGGUUUUCGGUCCCAGAGAAAGAUUCCAUUUCUGACUAUAGUGCCUUGGUUGUGGGGAAUUGUCAAAACAAAUGGGGGUGGGGAGGCGGGAUGAGUGGUUGUUAUUUUUGCUGCCCAUGGUAUGGUGAAAUGAAAGUUUUAUGGUUGCUGUGCCUCAGUGGUGUCUAUAGACCCCAAUGAGGUUGGUUGGACAUGUGUUGAUAAAUAAGGCACUCAUUUGAGUUUUAUUGUUCAAUGCUGUUAGUAUACAUGUUAUUGUAUUACAUUUAUUUAUUUCCUUCAAAGUGUCUCUUUUUAUUUGUCUUACAACAUUAUUCCUGUAAAUAAGAAUGUACCUUUAAUAUAGAAGUCUUAUCUUGAUCAUUGCCUCUGGAUCAUGCUGCCAGCACACCCAAAUUGAUUAGGAGAUUACUUAGGAGACUUUGAGGGGCAAACCAGUCAUCUUCAACUAUCAGAGCACUACAAAUGUUUAGGCAGUGUAAUCCAAAUAAUAGACUUUUAUCUCUGGUUAGCAAUGUUGUUUAAAGAAAGCUACUUUAAAAAGAAAGAUUCCUUGCUGGUGAUCAUCAUUGUUUACCCAAAUUUUUGUUUUGUGAAGUUGUUCUCCAAUUUAUGGUAUAUUUUCAACAAAGACAAGAAUAUUUAAUGUUUUUAACUUAGACUUAAUUUGGUAGGUUUUAAUAUUCCUAUGGAUGUAACUUAUCUUGUCUCUGUUUCUCCUUUGAGAGAUUUUAAAAGCAUAAUCAUACUAUACUCCUUUUUUAUAUACACUGACACAUUGGAUAAUAUUUUAAUUUCAUUAUGGAAAAUAAUGUUGGAUAAGGAGGCAUUUUUCACUGCUAAAUUUAAGCCCUGUACAUUUCCAUAAUUUAUUUUUUCCACUUGCUGUUUUAUAUGAUGUAUGUGACAUUUGAUUAUUUAAUACUAUAUGUGAUUUGCAUAAAUCCAAGCCACACAACCCUCCUGCUGAAGAUAAAAUUGAGGUUAAAGAUAAAGACUUAUUUUCAUAUUUAUACAGUGAUUGGCUUCAGAGUGAUGGUUUUUAUGGGCUUUUAUUGUAUGUGUGUGUAAGAAAUUUCAUAUGUAUAUAUUAAGUAGGCCUCUGAGAAUUGAAUAAUUGUUUUAUGAUUUUGAUUUAUAUGGUUUACAUUUUCAUGGUUUGGGCCAUAUUUCGUUUAUACUGUUUAUUUCUCUUCAAGCCAUUAAUAAUUAUACCAUAAAGUAUAAUUUUAUAGCAAUGCAAAUAUCUAAGGAACUACAAAUAUUUUGUGCCUUGUAAAUUCAAUAAAGUGUGCUUCUUUUGACCUA
Molecule: messenger RNA, 5634 nt
Organism: Marmota monax (woodchuck)
Lineage: Eukaryota; Metazoa; Chordata; Mammalia; Rodentia; Sciuridae
Gene: Rasef
Product: RAS and EF-hand domain containing
Exons: 17
Coding region: 289-2511 (740 amino acids)
Molecular function (GO): GTPase activity; calcium ion binding; GTP binding
Source: RefSeq, a predicted model, not a curated record